This is a messenger RNA of Alligator mississippiensis (American alligator), 16575 nucleotides long. It is a transcript of the gene ZBTB14, whose product is annotated as zinc finger and BTB domain containing 14. The record is from RefSeq and is a predicted model, not a curated record. The transcript is spliced from 4 exons. Gene Ontology annotation, molecular function: RNA polymerase II cis-regulatory region sequence-specific DNA binding; DNA-binding transcription factor activity, RNA polymerase II-specific; protein binding. Bases 679 to 2025 code for a protein of 448 amino acids. Gene Ontology annotation, biological process: regulation of transcription by RNA polymerase II. Gene Ontology annotation, cellular component: nucleus. Lineage: Eukaryota; Metazoa; Chordata; Crocodylia; Alligatoridae.
GGCCGGGCCGCCGCUGCGCGCGCGCUCUCGCCGCUGCGGCCGCCGCCAUCCAGGCAGGCUCGCGCCGGGGCCGCGCCCCUCUCGCUCCGCCCCGCCCCGCCCUGCACAAAGGGGGCGCGCGCCGCCGGCUCCGCAACUUUGCUCCCACCCCUCACCCCAGCGGCUCGAGGCCGCCUCGAAGCGGGGCUGCUGCUCCCGGCGCGCGCGGGCCCGGGCCCAGGCCCAGGCCCAGGCCCCAGGCCCGGCCCCGGGGACUCCCGCGCGCACGCUCGCGCGCGCCCCCUCCCGGCACCGGCGCGCGCGGGGAGGAGUCGCCAGGAGCUCGCGCCCGCUGCAGCCCCGCGCCCGGGCACUCGCCCAGAGCGCGCUACCGCCGCUCCCUCUCCACCCCGUUUUGUUUGCUGUGUUUUUUUAAAUCGGUGUCUCCCCGCGACAUGUUGGGAUCACAACACUCCUAGACGAAUAUCUGAACUGGCGAAUCCUGUGGGGGUGGCCGCCAGGCCAGAAUGGAUGUUAGGUCGCAGUGAAAUGAGCUAAUUGGGCGGUCCUUGGCCAUGUGUUGCCCCCAGUGAAAAAUUGCCCUGCAUAUUUUUUAAUGUUUAGGGUGGCCAGAAUAAGGGUUUAGUCUGCUGUCAAAAGUUUGAUGAUCGAUUAUUCAGAAAAUUUUCUGCGUUGUUCAUGGAGUUUUUCAUCAGUAUGUCUGAAACCAUUAAAUAUAAUGACGACGAUCACAAAACUGUGUUUCUGAAAACAUUAAACGAGCAACGUUUGGAAGGAGAAUUUUGUGACAUAGCUAUUGUGGUAGAGGACGUGAAAUUCAGAGCACAUAGGUGUGUGCUUGCUGCCUGCAGUACAUACUUCAAAAAGCUUUUUAAGAAACUGGAAGUUGAUAGCUCGUCAGUAAUAGAGAUAGAUUUUCUUCGUUCUGAUAUAUUUGAGGAGGUUUUAAAUUAUAUGUAUACUGCAAAGAUUUCAGUUAAGAAAGAAGAUGUAAAUUUGAUGAUGUCAUCAGGUCAGAUUCUUGGUAUUAGGUUUUUGGAUAAACUGUGUUCUCAGAAGCGUGAUGUAUCUAGUCCUGAAGAAAAUUCCCAAUCCAAGAGUAAAUACUGUCUGAAAAUAAAUCGUUCUAUUGGAGACUCCAACGAUAACCAGGAUGAUGAGGUUGAGGAAAUAGGAGAUCAUGAUGACAGCCCAUCAGAUGUGACAGUGGAAGGAACUCCUCCUAGUCAGGAAGAUGGAAAGUCACCUACCACUACGCUAAGAGUUCAAGAAGCGAUCCUGAAAGAGUUGGGAAGUGAAGAGGUUCGAAAAGUAAACUGUUACGGCCAAGAAGUAGAGCCCAUGGAAACAUCUGAAUCAAAAGACUUAGGAUCUCAAACUCCCCAAGCAUUAACAUUUAAUGAUGGUAUAAGUGAAGUGAAAGAUGAACAGACACCAGGAUGGACAACAGCAGCUAGUGACAUGAAGUUUGAGUAUUUGCUUUAUGGCCACAGGGAACAGAUUGCCUGUCAGGCAUGCGGUAAGACAUUUUCUGAUGAAGCACGAUUGAGAAAGCAUGAAAAGCUCCAUACUGCUGAUAGGCCAUUUGUUUGUGAAAUGUGUACUAAAGGGUUUACCACCCAAGCUCAUUUGAAAGAGCAUUUGAAAAUACACACUGGUUACAAACCUUACAGUUGUGAGGUGUGUGGGAAGUCUUUUAUUCGAGCUCCAGAUUUGAAAAAACAUGAACGAGUUCACAGUAAUGAGAGGCCAUUUGCGUGCCAUAUGUGUGAUAAAGCUUUCAAGCACAAGUCCCACCUAAAAGACCAUGAAAGAAGACACAGAGGAGAAAAACCUUUUGUCUGCAGCUCCUGCACAAAAGCAUUUGCUAAAGCAUCUGAUUUAAAAAGGCAUGAGAACAAUAUGCAUAGUGAAAGAAAACAAGUCACAACAGCCAGUGCCAUCCAGAGUGAAACAGAACAGUUACAAGCAGCAGCUAUGGCGGCUGAAGCAGAGCAGCAACUUGAAACUAUUGCUUGCAGUUAAAGCAGAAAACUUUAUCCAAAAAGUAAUUAAAAAAAUUAGGUUGAACAAAAAUUAAUUGUUGAUACAUGUUUAGCCUGAUCACCAUUUUUUCAAGAAAAAAUAUUUUUAGAGGGGUUGAAUGCUGCUGCAUAGAAACAUACCAUGGUGCUUGGUUAUUUUAAAGUAUUUUGAACACAUGUAUUCUUAGAGUAUGAAAUAUUUUUGCUGUUAUUAGUGUAUAAUGCACUAACUCAUGUUUUUAUUUGGGAAAAUGAUCAAGUCCUUUAUAAACAAAAGGAUACUGUUUUAAUCCUUUCUGCACUGACUAAAUGUGGUGUACAUUGUACACAUUAAAACAAGGAAGUAAAUUAAGUUAUAUCUAAUAAUGUCAACAUUUGUAGAAAAAUACGUGGGAGCAACGUGUUUAUUUUUCAGAAAGAGAAUUUUUGGGUGUAGUUAUGCAAGUGUCAUAUAAAACAUUUAGAAUUCAUGGUAAAAUACAUGUGUUGACUUGCUCUAAUUUUUAAUUCUUCCUUUUCCUUUACUUGCAGUUGCCAUCUUUUUAAUCCACCUGGUGAUUUGGGGUAUAGUGAAGUUGCAGAUAUUUGCUUCUCUGAAAGUUAGACCUUUCAUAUUCAUAAUGGCCUAGAUUGUGUGUCAGCUGCUUCAGUAUAAUUUCCAGCCACAUUUCAUACAGCCCACAAGGGACGGGGUAGAAAUAGGAUAAAUUGUGGAGUGCAGUGGACAAUCUAGCAAUAAGCUCCAGAGUGUGUCAGGUGUGUGUCUGCACAUGUGCCCAGGGUCGCAGCAUGUUGAACCAGGGCAGAGCAGCUCCUAGCUCUGUGCUGCAGAAAGGCUGGCUGUGACAUGAGGGUGCUUCAGUGCAGGGCUAGCCAGCAGGCCUCAGCCAGCCCCUUCAGCAUUUAUAUGUGCGUUGCUAUGGAGUUUUUCACUCCACGACAGGGUAGUACUUGUAUUGACAAGUACUAUGCUACUGCAGAGUAAAUUAGUUCACUCCAGCCUAAUAGGGGUGCAUUUAUAGACACUGAGAUGUUUACUGCGUAGCUAAUAAUUAGUAAAUGUCUUGUGUAGAUGCACCCGUUGUGCUGAAUCUGACCCCCUGGCAAUCAGUAGGUAAUAUAACCUGCAGUUGUAUGUUUUUCAUGCUGCUUUAUCAUCACCCUCCCUAAGACAGGUAAGGCAAGACAGUGUUUAUUAUAACUGGAACUAGCCAUGGAGUUGAGUGGUUGAAGAUAUGGUGCUAGGACCUAGAACUGGUGCAGAGAUGUAGGCUGCCGCAUCCUUGCCUGCAGCUUUCAGGUUGGGGUAUCUCUAAUAGGAUGAUGAGUAGAAGGAUCUCCUUGUGAAAAAUACUACCUUCUGGGACUCUUUCCAUGUUAGGGGUGAUCUUGGGCAAUGAUUCUGUCAUUGGCUUAGAAUCUGUGAUUGCUGGUAGUCUGUUUUUUAAAUCAAACUUUUAUCCAGGCAGUCUUAGGUGGGAACUUUUAACUGUUCAUUAAAUUAUCACAGUCUUGACAAAAUUUAUAGAGCCUACAAACAGCUCUCUGUAUGUGGUUAACAAGAAAAGAGAGAGUCAGAGCUUCACAAUAGAUGUUCUUAAAGGGAUCCUAAGGAACACAGAGACUUCAUUAUUUGAAGUGUGUAAAUAAUGCAAAUAUUAUCUAUGUUUUAUUUCAAUUAAAAACUGGCAAAAUGCACUCUUGCACUUCAGGUUGUAAAAUUGGUCAUUUAAGAUGCCUAUGACAUGAAAGUUGUUAGACCAAGUAUUUAUAAAUUAUUGCAUGAUGUAUUGCCUCUUCAAUUUCUAAAUAGAAAUGAAAAACAUUUUUUGUAACUGAAAAUGAAAUUUUAUUCUAAUAAUAGACUUUUUUACAGUUUCAUUGUGUAUGUCACAUAAUCAGCGGGUUUAGCAAUUUAUAUUAAAAUGCUACUAGUGGUUUGAAAGCUGUUCUGUAAAUAAAACAGAAAUUGGAUAUUUUAGAAUAUGUAAACUUCAGAUUUUGGGCUUUCUAUUUUUCAAAAUAUUGUUUCAUUUACAUUGAGUGCUGUUAGCUUGUAAAUUAUUUUUAUGUUUGCAUGAUAUCAGAGAAUAUGUACUUGUUUAAUUUUAUAGCUUCCUACAGGGGACGCAUGUUUUGGCAGGUUCCUGUAUAUAAGGAUAGAUAAAGAUAGAAGGUCCAAAAUUGGAUCUGUAUUUUUCUUUGCUUUUGUUUGUGAAGUUUAUUAGUUAUUUUAUGAUUUAUUAUUUUCAAUUCCAUUCAUCCCCUGUAAGACAAUACACAUAAGCUGUGCAUCUCAUUUUAAGGGAUCAGAAAGAUCUUAGUUUCACAUUUUCAGGAAUUUAUUAAAACAAUGUUUUAUGUGCUCUUUUAGAAAAUAUUUUUAAAAGUUGUCAUUUUUUUCCCUUCUACAUUCCUUGUAUUAACAUAAGUUCCAAAUAUGAUCUAGUAUUGCAAUGACAGAAUAACAUUUAAACAUAUGGUAAUAAUUAAAAUUUAUAUAGGCAGGAAAACUGUAUUGUCUUGUGUGACUUUUACAAAGUAAAUGAAUCAUUUGGAGCUCAGGUUUUACAGCUCCUCAUUCACAGGAAUAAUCCAGGGAAAGCAGUAGGGUUACUUUCUUGACAGGUGCUCUAGAAUUGUGAGCAAAGCUAUAUGUUAUGUUUUAGUUUGUUUGUUCAGCUCCAUAAUUUUUAGAUUAAUUGUAUUUUCCAGAGAUUAAUAAUGAUGGGGUUCUUCAGAAAAGCUAUAAUUCAAAUUCAAAUUUUGUUACCUCUGUCAUUAGCAGUAAUGUAGUCUGCUUUCUUUCUGAAUCGUUAACCAAAAUUGCAAAUAUCACCACCUAUUUUUUCAAAACUUUAAGAACGCUUAGAUUCUAAUUGAAGGCAGUGGAUCUGCUGAGAUGUUCAAGAGCUUUUCUGUAUGCUUUUCUAUUUGCUUGAUUUCCUUUAGAAUUUGGGGGAUAAAAGUGCAUUCAAUUAAAAAAGUUAUAUAUGCAUGAACUGUGCCUUUCAAAUUCAGAUACAUUUACAAAAUCCUAACACAAGGCACUUAUCUUCCUUAAGGACUGUUUUCACUUUAAAAUUCAAUAUUUUGUACACACUACUUUCCUUUCUAGAUCUUUUCAAAUAUAUUGAAUGCUUUUGAUGUUGUUUAUAAUAUCAGUAGUUUGUAUUUUCUGCUUGAUUCUUUCUAAAAAAACAUCUCACAACUGUGCUGUUUUUCUCCUACCUUACAAAAUAAUUCAACUCAGGCUUGGAAAUUUGUGCCUGUUAAGGUGAAAGGAUCUCGGAAAGGAAAUGUAGACAAAGUUAUAGGCUGUAGUAAACCCUCUGCAUAAUUCUGGGGUUUUUUAUAAGUACACACAAAUAUUGCAGUCAUUGUAUUUCAUAUACAGUGGAUGAAACCCUUGCUUACUGAAGUUAAUGGGAGUUUAGCUGUAGACUUCUUUUGGGCCAGGUAAUCACCCAGUGUUCCCAAACAAGUCAUAGAGAAUAAAAAAUAGUCAUAACAAUGGCAAAAAGGUGGGGCAUUUGAGGGGCUAUGCACAGGAUAGCUAAAGUUGGAAGUUAUUCUUUUUUGUUUGUAUCUUGAAAAAUGUGCUUAAUUUUGGUUAUACGAGUGAAUUGUAUGGUUUCAGUGAACAUCCUUGAGUGCUUAGGGUUAAGUGAGUGUACAUAACCUUUGUUUGCAGGUUCACUACUUUUAACCACAAUAGGCCAGAACCACUUCUGGUGUAAAAUGAUGCAUUUCCAUUGAUAUAAUGGGAACCACGUUGAUUUAUAUUGGUAGGAAUGUAAGCUAAAGCUUCUCAAAUAACGAAUAGCUAUUAAAUAGGCAAAACAACAAUUUUAUUAAAAACUAGUUUAUUUUACAUUUAUAGUGAAGGAAUUGGAAUGAAAAAAUACUUGAAAAUCAGACCUUUACUGUCCUUUGGUCUAGAUUAUGAAUGACACCUGCUAUUUAAGACUGAGGCUUUCUACAAAGGAAAAAGAAAAGGCCAAACGAUAUACUCUGGGUUGAUUUUUUUUUUUUUUUUUACUAGUCUAUCUUUAGCGCACAGAUUUAUUGCAGUGCACUUUCACUUAACAAUAUUUGCUUGUAUUGUCCAACAUUUAGAAUGUUGUUGUAUCUUUGAAAUUAAACUGCAUAAUAGAUGGAGCAUAAUGGGAUUCUUCCACAAACAUAAAUACAUUGACAUUAUAAAAAGCUUUAAAAUAUAUUGAUUUGUUCCAUGUCCAGUCCCUUGGGCAAGUAUUUAUGUUGAUAAUGAUUUGAGGCUUAGAACUGCCUUGAAAAUUUAAGACUAUGUAUAUUCAUUCCAACAACGGGAAAGGGAAUUUAAACUGCUAAUGUGUAAAGGAUCCAGAAUAAAAUGUAAAUUAAGUAAACCUGCCUUACCUUAGUGUACACUAGGGAGAAUCAGGAAAUGAUAUAAACUGUUAUAGUUCCACUGAUUUUGGUGUAAAUCAUCAGAGCUCCACUAGUUGUUGUCAUCAUUGUCUUCUUGUUUCCUUGUCAUAAACUAGAUGUUUUUUCCACAAUCAUGCACAAGUGAUGGCUCUUUCCAUUGCUGCAGUGAGGUCUUCCUUCAUACAGUUCUCACCAAGGAGUCAGCAAAUGAGCAUGUGCUCCAUGGUCUGUACCUCACCACGCUUGCAUAUAUUUGUGUCAUUAUAGUAACCCCAUUUGAUCAUGUUUGUUUUUGAUCUUCCUGUUUAUGUGCAGAGGCAAGUCAGGCAUUGCUAUGUUGGCCAGUCUAGAUCUGCUUCUCUUGUAAGGUCCUUCUGGGGUUACAGGUCCAUUUCAGAGCACCUUAUGGCAUGUAAGCUUUCCUUUAAUAACCUCAGCCAUGACCUGUCCGCUGUUGUGUCCAGUGGCUCAACACUGAUCACAAAACUCUUUUAUAUUUUAAGCUGUUUAGUUAUGUGUGACCAUACAGUGGAUGCCUGGGGUCUUCUAUCUGCUGUGAUUUUUCUUUUUGGCUCUCUACCUUUCGUCUGAUAUCAGGUGGUCCAAUGUCAGCCAGUAAGUACAGGCUAUCCUUUGGUGUUGCUUUUGACGUCCUGUUAUUUCAUGACAUGUCAUUUAGAACUGGGUAUGUUUUCUUGGCAUGAACUGAUUGUUACCAUACUGGAAAUGCAUACUCUGCAGUGGAGUAACACAAGGCAAUAGCAGUGGUUCCUAAUGUAGCUGGGCUUCCUCCUCACUGGGCGCAUUUACACAUCGCUCUACAGCUACAUAACAAUACACUAUGUCAGCAUAUGGCGCACUACAGUGACAUAGCGAUCACGUGGGUUUACACGUGAUCGCCAACUACAUCACUGUAGCGGCGUGCUCCCCAGUAUAGUGCGCUGCUGUGGGGAAGUAGAAGUGAAGUUUAACUGCGCCGCACGCAUGGUGUAGUAACCACCUGUUCUGUGCCGUGCUUUAGUACUUCCAAAAGGAAGUAGUAUAGCAUGACGCCAUAGCACCAUCACCGUAUGGAGAUGUGUAGAUCCACCCACUGUGAAGUGACCAACUUUCAAAGUAUGGUGUUGUAGGUGCUGAGUUACCCUUUCAUCUUCUCUACAUGUGCUUUGAAGGUAAGUGUUUGGUCCAGUGUAACCCUAAAAUACACAGUGUUUGGGUGAUUAGUUGUUGGGAUUCCAUCCAAGAUAAUGUUUUAAUUUCUGCUUGGCUUCUCUGUGGUGUAGGUGAAAAGCUGUAACCUGUGUCUUGGUUGGGUUGGCACAAAGCUGGUUAUUGUAGUAAUCUGAGUGGUUGUUCAGUAUGCAUGUCAGUCUGUUCUCAGCAGCGGCAAAGUCCUCUUGUGAGGUGAUAUAUUGAUCAUCAGCAUAUAUGAAGCUCCUCGUAUUACUCUGUAUGGGUUGGUAAUUGGUAUAUAAAAAAGUAUGUCCCAUAAACUUUUCUUAAUAAUUUAAGAACAUAAGGAACAUAAUGCCAUACUAGGUUAGACCAGUAGCCCAUUUAGUAGGGCUUUGCAAAGCUUUGGUCCCAGAUUCAAUUUGGCAGAGAUUCAGCCCAAUUCAGUAGUUGAAUCUCCAAAACGAAUCAGGAGACCCGUUAAUUUCUCCAAAUUGAAUCAGGACCCUCUGCAUUGAUUUGGAGAGUUUUGGAAAAAUUUGGUGAUUUGAACAUAGACACAGCUUUAAAUGUUUUUCUACGUAUCUCAAGGUACCAGGCUGUUCAUGAAUGCUGCGAUGGUGGUGGGGCAGAUUGAGCAUCCCACAGGAGCGUGGGCGGGGGGGAGGUCCCCAGCAUGCUCAGCAGCAGACCUGGAAGUGAUCAGAAGCCUCCCUUCCCCCCCCCCCCCCUUCAGGACCCCCAGCUCGGCAACUGGUGCUUCCUGAGUCAGCGGUGGGGGGGCACCUGGGGUCCUGAAUUGAAUACAACCCAUUUCGCAUGCCCCUACCAUUUAGCCCAGUAUCCUGUUUUCUACAGUGGCAGUAAUAGAUGCUUUAGAGCAGGGCCCAUGGGCUAGAUCCUAAAGCCUGGGAGUCAGAUUCAGCCUGUAAAGUUUCAAUCCAGUCUGCAUAUUACUAGGGGUGCAUUGAUCCUAAGCUGUUUAAUCUGUUCUGCGUUUUGCUAAUGGCAUGCCCAUCCCCUUUGUCUGUUUUAGCAAGCUGCUCCAGACUUCCUAGAGGGCUGCUCUCCCUCACAAGCCUCUGCUCACUGUCCCUGGAGUGGUAGAGAGAAGCAGUGGCCCAUGAGUUGUUCCCCAUGCUAGUAAAAAGCUGCCAACCUUUGCUGUAGCGGUAAAGUAUAUGAACAGUGUGUCGAGAGCAGUGAUUUUCAAUCAUGGUGCCUUGAGAUGGCAUUUUUUCCAUUUUGCUUUCAGUUCUCUCCUUAAUGCCACCCCACAUUCUAUUGACUUUUUUGAAUGCCACUAUACAGUGAGCUGUUUUUAAAGAACUGUCUACAGUGACUCCAGUGUCUCUUUCCUGAGUCAUAACAGCCACUUCAGAAAAUUUCUCUCUUACUUCUUGUCCAGGUGAAGGAUUUGCCCAGUCUGUGUGAGGAUCGGAGUUUCUCAUUAUUAUAAUUUGUCCCACUUUUGCAAUUUCUCUAAGUAAUCUCCCUUAACGUUUUUCUAAUCACCUUUGCCCUCCUGAUCAGGUGGUUGGUAGUAUAAUCCUAGUCCUAUGUUCCUUUUAAUUAACUACAGAAUUUCUACCCACAGAAGUUCUAUGGUAGAUUCCCUUUAAGAUGAGAGUUUUAUGCUGCUACUGUCUAUACUAUCCUUAACUUACAGCACAACUCCCCCAUUUACACUUCUUACUCUGCCUUUCCUAUGUAGUUUGUAAUCGGGUAUAACAAUAUCUCAUUUAUUAUCACUUUUCUACCAGGUCUUUGAGAUGCCUAUUAUGUCAAAAUCAUCUUUUAAUACCAGGUAUUCUAGAUCAUCUAUCUUAUAUUGUAGGCUUCUAAUAUUUGUAUAGAAGUACAUACAAGCAGUCCUUGGACUUAUGACAAUUAGUUCCUGAAAACUGCAUCCUAAGUUGAAACAUUGUAACUUGGAACUGAUUUUCUCAUAGGAACAAUGUAAUAAAUGGGGGAUUGGUUCCUGAAUCAAGGCCUAAUACCCUAUUUUCACCAAAAAUAACCCAGAAUUUUGUACUCAAUCUAUUAUAGAUGAGUAAUAUAGCUACAUUAAUAUAUUUAUAUUGUAAAUAGCAAUCAUAUUGAUAUAGAAGGACUUCUUUGAAGGGCUCUUGGUUGGACUUUUUGAAGGGUUCUUGGAUGGAGUCUUCUCAGGAGUCUUGACUGCAGGUUUUUCUGGAGCCUUGUCUGCUUUCUUAAAGAAAGUGUCCAAGGAAGUUUGAACAGAUGUUUUCUAGGGAGUUGGGCAACGCAGCAAACCUAUUUUCUGGCAUGGCGUGAUGUGGCGUGAGAUCAAGCAUUGUAAAGUCAAAACUGAUGUCAGAAAGUCAAAACAGGGUGUCAAUUUAUAAAAAUUGUAAGUGCUGUUCAUUGUAACUGAAAACAUCUGAAGUUGAGGACUUCCUGUACUCAUUUUGUCCUAGCUCAGUUGCCUGCUACUGCAUGUGUUAUUUGACUGAGACACUAACUUUUCUGGCUUAACUUCACCAUUGUCUACAGCAGUGGUCCUCCACUGGGGUGUCACAGCACACUGGGGUGCCUUGAUAUCCUUUUAGGAGUGCCACAGAAUGCCAUGCAAUGUUAGCACUGUUAGGUGUGUAAACAUGAUUCACAAGAUAAACGCAACAAUUUCAAAUAAUAACCCACAGUCCUAAAAAAAAAAUAUGAUCUGUUGCGGUCUUCCUGUGUUCUUUGCAAUAGAAAAAUUGCUGUAUUAUUUUCCUGUAGCCAAAAUAUGAGUGAAAACUAAGAGCUGGCAUUUUCCGAGGGGUGCCUUGAUUAAGAAAAAGGUUGAGAACUACUGGUCUAGUCACACGUCCUACUUCCCUACUAGCCUUUCUAAUAUAUGUUCUCUUCUGACUUAGAUAAGUAAAGUAUAUUCCUCUUGGAAUAUAUACCUUUUAAUAACAGUAUGGGAUAGGAUGUUUCUGCAUAAAAGAUAAAGAAACAUCUAAGGAAUAUAUGUCUUUCUCUAACAGAAUUCAGCCGUAGGUCUUACUAGCGUGCAGUGACGUUAAAGUGUGUAAAUUGCAUUAAAAAUUCCAUUGCACCAUCUGGACUUUCAUUUGUCUCCUUGCAGAUAUAAUAAAAUUAUAAUCAUUUUCUUAUUCAUUUUUUAAAGGAAGCAAGGAAUUCGUGAAUCGGUUUUGCUAAAUAUCAGAAGGCAAGACUCAUGAUAGCUACAAGAAAUCCAUUAAGAAACUGGGUAUGCUGUGGGGAAGUUAGGUGUACACAAAGUAUAUAAUAAUGUUAUAAAUCAGGAAUGAAUUCUUCAUUCCUGACCUUUCUUUCUUACUUUUCUUGAGGGUUAAGCCUUAACCCUUAAAAUAUUUAUACAACUGUACUGUGUAGGUAUGUUGUUUCAUUGACUUAAAUGGGACUCUCAUCUAUUAAGAAUAAUAACUCUUAUCUAUUAAGAAGCGUAUUAUUAGGAUCUUGAACUGUAAACUGUUACUGUGGCUAGGACUGUGUUUAGGCUUGUAGCUUUGUGUGUUGGGGGAGGAGAAACACACUGCCAGGUCUGCAGGAAUAGAAACAGAUGCAAAGGAAGGCACCUAUAUAAAUUCAUUCUGAUUUUUGUAGGCACUGACUCCUAGAAGCUCUCAUUGCUUUCAGUCAGAGGUAUUUUUAAAUACAAAGAUCAAACUACUUUUAAGUGUCUAAAUAUAUGUUUCCAGAUUUACUUUUAUGCUCUUCAACUUGAAAAAUUGAAACCAUAAGUAAUGAUAAUAUAGACUAUAUUUUGUAUUUUGCCUAUGUUAUAUACAUUCAGCAAAAAAGGCAGAAUCAAGAGCAGAAAAAUAGCAUAAUUACUCUAUCCUAGUCUUACCAUCCAUUCAGGAAAAUGAAGUUGAUGCUAUGUCCUCUCCAUUUAGACGGGAAUCCCUGAUGGUGAUUGUAGUUCAGUAGUUCAGCCAAUCAGAGAACAAAAUCUGUGUUCUAUGGAAAAUUUCAGUACAACAUUUAUUUUUAUUCUAAAAAGCUGACCUUUAUUGCAGAACAGAAAUUCCCCCACCAAUAUUGAUUCAGAAACAUUGAAACAUUUCAUUUUGAUAAUAAUGAGUCCUUAUAUUUAGAUAACAUUAAAAUAGUAUGACAUAAACAAAUAUUAUAUAUAUUGCUAAAAUCACUAUUUUAAUAGAGAAGUUAAACAAAAAUUGAAAAAAUAAUGCAUGUAGAACAUCAUAACAUCAGGAGCUAAUAGCACUAGUCCAAUUGACACAGCUAGAAAUGAACUGGUACAUUUCUUAAAAUAUAGAGAGUAAUAAAAAUCAAAGACUGUCUGAUUUAUAGCAAGAUCAUGGAAAUGGGGUGAAAUUGCAUUUCCAAAGGAAAACAGACAGGCAAACAUAUAAAGUAGCUAAACUGGGGUAACUAAAACGGUGAAUUUUUUACAUGAUUUAUUCUCAAAGACUGCAAUUUAUGGCAUCCCCAUUACAUAGUACCACUAUUUUAUCAACAGUUGCAGUUAUAAUCUAGUCUUAGAUUGGCCAGGUACAUUUCUUUAGAUGGUUUGCAAUCAUGAUAGUAAAGUUCUGACUUCAGAAGUUCAAGAGAGGAAAUUAAGACCUAGCACUUUAUAACAGGAACAUAAAUUAGAGGUCUUGACCUUUCCACCUUAAGUCACAUGAAUAAAACUUACUAUAAUCACUGGUAGGUGCCUUAAAAUCAUUGGUUGUGCUAGUUUAAGAUGCUUAAAACUACUUUUGAAGGCUGUUUUAUAUCUUAAUAGAUACUGCUUUGCAUUCUAUUAAGGAAAGUCCAACUAGUUUUGUUUCCCCUUGGUUGUUGAGAGAGAAACGUUCUAAACUGGAAAAAAAGCAAUUGCAUAAGGAUUUCUUGGUCACUAGGUCAGAUGGAGGGAGAGAAUAUUUUCAAACUAGAUUCCCUGAUGAAUAGUGAAAAAUAACUGGAACAUUUGCUAUAUUAUUUCAAAUGAGUUAUUGUAAAUAAGAUAAACCUAAUGUCUUUUCUUAUUAUUGGAUUAAGCAUUACAGAUGUUGUGAAACACUAAAGCUCAGAAGAAAAUGCAUAGAGAGGCAGCUUUAGACCUGUGGAGCCCAAGCAGAUGCUAAGAAACCUUCACAAGUUUGAAAGAGGACACAGGUGAGCACACAGGCUUGCAGUUUCACAAGUUACAGUAGGGUAACUUUAUUGGGGCGGGGGGAAGUGUUGACGAAGAUACAAGCCCUGGAUGCUGAUUCAGAAGGGCCACCAGAAUGGCAGCCCCCAGGGAGCUUGUGCCACUGCUGCUAUAUAGCAUAUCCUGGAGUAAACAUUUACUCAAGACUAUUAUCUGUCAUCACCACAGCCUGUGCAGGGGUAAUCAUUCCCCCUCCCUGCCCCCCCAGCACCAAAAUUGAAAGUUAUGCGUCUCGGAUCCUAAAAGCCCUGAUCUUCCCUUUUUCUAUUCUGGCUUGACACUUAAAAGCUUUUAAGCACAUAUUGAAGUUCAACAAUUUGGACAGAAUCCUGUUUCUCUUUAUAUGCUCAAAUGGAACUUAACUAGUUUUUGGCCUAUUCUAUCCUAUUCCAUUUACCUUCAAAGCUAUUAAGCUGCUUGUCCUAGACUCAAAUAAUUCAUCUCUCUGGAUGAACUUUUGUCCAGGGAUCUUAGUUUGACAGAUUUGGAAAAAAAAAACAGGAAAAGAAGAAAAAAAAUCACUAAAACACUGACAGUGGGACACUGAUAUCUAUUCUAUUCUACAUGUGCUAUUAAUUCAAAGUAGGCUUACUACAUAGUAAAAAUACUGUGUAGUAAGUUACCUGGGAGCACAUCUACACAUGUUCCCUUUUGGGAGGAGAUUUGCUCUGCCCCCCUGCAGCAGCCAGCGGGAGGUCCAAGUUCCCCUUGGGCGCUAAGCUGGGGGAUGGCAGGGAGCAUGGGGCUGGUUCCCACAUGCACGGGGCCAGAAGAGCUCUGCCAGCUGCAGCAGCAGCUGUCUCCUCACCUUGUACACACUUGGAGGGGGCCUGAUGUGCAGGACUGGGAGACAGCUGCUGCUGCCGAGCUUUCCCACCCUGUGCACAUGAGGACAAGCCCUGUGCCCAGCAGGGCUUCCCCAUGCAGCCUGGCACUGGCCAGGAACUGUCCCAUUCUGGGUCAGGUCCCAGCCAGCUCUGGGCUAUGUGGAGAUUUCCCUGCCCAGCCUAGAGGAACCUGCCCCAUUUUGGGGAAAUUCUUAGGCCACCUGGAGCUGACUGGGAUCUACCCCAGAAUGCAAAUUUCCCAGCCAGUUCCGGGUAGGAAACUGCUUGUGCAACCCGGAGCUGGUUGGGACCUGUCCAGGAAUGGGACAGUUUCCGGCCAGCUCCAGGCUGGGCAGGGAACUCCUCAUGCAGCUCAGAAUGGGGCAGUUCCCAACUAGCUGCAGACCGGGUGCAGAAAUCUUCAUGAAGUGCAGAGCUAGUUGGAACCUGCCCCAGAACGGGCAGGCCCUAGGCUAGCUCUGGGCUGUGCAGGGAACUACUUGUGCAGUCCACAGCUGGCUGGGACCUGCCCCAGAAUGGGACAGUUCCCAGCCAUCCCUGGGCUGGGUGGGGAACUCCUUGGGCAGCCCAGAGCUGGCUGGGACCUGCCCCAGAAGCAGGAUAGUUCCCAGCCAAUUCCACACUGGGUGGGGAGAUGGAAUUCCUUAGUUCCAGUGCUACUUGGCUCCCAGCUCCUGUGGGAGGGUGGGGACAGAGAGCUUUCUUCUGGUGCUGCUCAGUUCCUAGCUCCUUGGGGGAAUUCCAUGUUCUUUGUGAACCCCUAGGGUAGGGGCUGACUGAGAGCAAAUUUGCUCCCGUCCAGCAUUUAAAUGUGCCCUACUGCACAGUAAGUUUACUAAUUGUAUUUAUGACUAGUAACUAACUGUGCAGUAGACUAAUUUACUGCACAGUAAAUGUGUGCAUGUGUAGAUGGUAUAAAUAUCAGCAUUCUACAGCAUAACCUGGAGUAACCAUUUGCUUAAGACUUAUCUGCAUUCCUAUGAGCAAGGUGCUAGAAUAAUUGUCUAUAUUGGACACGUCUACACAUGGCAUUGUCACCGUAGGUAGGCACAAACUGUGGCACCAUUGCUACUGUGCAGUAGUUUGUUGCUCCUGCGCAAUAAGGUUGGGAACAACCCAUGCGCCAUCAGUACUAAACAAGUACUAAAUGACUGCACAGUAACACCUGCACAAUUGGGCACACAUGUAGAUGCGCCCUUUAUGUAGUUACCCUGGAACAGGUGCAUAUCUUUCCAUACCUGAUCCCAGUGUAAUUUAUAUUGGUAUACAAAAGCACUGAAAGUUAUACAGAUGUAUAUCCAUUGUCUUUGCAGGACUUAAAUGUAGAUUUCUGAAGAUAAAAGUUACUUCUUGGAACUUUUACUGCUUGCAGUUUUUCAUAUUCAUGUAAAUUGUUUACUAAUUUAUGUACUUAUUUAGUCUCUCAAAUAUACACUCUGUUCCAGCAGUUUCUUCACAAAAGCCUCUUAGUUUCACAUGCUGUCGCCAACACCUUGAUUGGUUAAGGCUUUCAUUGUGAGUCUUAGUGAGUCAUUCAUUGAACUUCAAAAAGAAAUUAAAAGUCACCCUAUAUUCAGACUUAUGAAGCAUCUAAAAUGGUUUAGCCAAUUUACUGAUUAUGUAACUAAUUAGCAUUGAAUUUACUCUUUGUUUUCUUUGGAUAAUUUGGGAUAGAAAGAUAAAUUAUCUUAGAUAUGAGAAUAUUUAAAAAUGUGGUUCAUUCUCAGUCUUUGGGAGGAAGCUUUGUUAUAGAAAUCUAAAACCUUUCAAUAUUAUUGAAUAUGUGACCUAUAAAGUCUUUCUUCUUGUAUUGCUUAAGUAUUUCCAGUAUUAUAAAAUAUUUUCAUUUACUGUUAAAUGAUUCAGAAACCUCUCCCUUAUGUUUUGCAGUGUUUUGGUAUGGCACAAACAACUUAGGAAAAACUCUGUAUACCUACUUUAUGUGCCAUGGUCUACUGUCAAGUAUGAUUGCUCUCUAAAAAUUAUUUCUCCCAUCUGCAAUUCUGAUUCUCAGCUUUCUGGAAGGAUUAAGCUCUUUCCUGUUAUUCUUUUCAGAUAUUCUUCAAUACCAACACAUGAAUUUCUUACGUUCCAGUUAGUAUGAUUUAGCAAAAAUGUUUGACACUACUUUUUUUUUCAUCUUGAGGUUUCUUAAUGUAAUAUGAUUUUCUUGAUUAAUGGGUAUUUUAUUAAGUUGAUGAACUUUUGAAACAAAAUAAUUACAUUUCAAUGUUACAAUGAAAGAGUUUACAUUGCAAGUAAAAGUAUAGCAUUGAAAUGACUGGGCAUGAGGCUUAAAUAGCAGGAGAUCUACUGAAAUAUUUGUGAUUUAAAGGGACAUUGCCAACUUGAUCUUUUUAGUUGACUAGUUUCUAAAUAUUACAGUUCCUGAGAGGUCAGUCUCUAAAUACAUUGAGACUUAAAAAAAAUAUUCUUUAAAAUAUAACGAUGGUACCAAGGGUCUCUUUAGCCAGAGAGAAGCUAACUGAUAUAUAAAGAGAGAGAGAGGUAAUAAGCCAUGUUAGUCUGAAGUCAGGUAGAAGGUGCCACUCUGCCCUGCCUUCUGUGUGAUCAGAGGAAAGUUGGGCUAUGAAGGAUUUCAUGAGGUCAUGUAGUCCAGCCCUUUGCCCAAGCCCCUCACUAAAAAACAUAUGUCUAUCUAAUCUGCUCUUGGAAACUUCCAAGGUUGGAGACUAUAUAUAAGAGCAACAAUGGAAUUUACUGAACAAAUUGUGGAUAAAUAUGGAAAGCAAACAUAAUGGAAAAAAGCUGACUUGUAGUUCAAUGGGCAAUCAAUUAUUUUAAUGCUAUUUCUCUUUGUUAAUGUACUGUAUCAACUAUAAUCCUUGCCUACUCUGUUUGUUAGCUGAAUACUGCCCCUGGCUGUUAUAUGUUGUGAUAAAUCUCUCCUUUAAAACUCCACUUUGCAAACAUAAAUUGUCCGUUCACUGUGGAA